AUGAACACCAGCGGGGCUCCGACGCUGGAACAGGCGCUGGAGAUGGCACGGGCGCAGCCACGGAACGCGUCACGUGCUCGCUCACGUGACUCGCCGGCGCAGGCGUUCUCCUUCGCGGCGUUCCGCGACUUCCUGCGCAAGUCGCACUGCGACGAGAACCUGGACUUCAUCCUGGCGACGGACGCGUUUGUCGGCGCGGACGCGGCGCUCACCGAGGCCGAUUUCCCGCUCAAGCCCUGGACCGACAACGUCUACUCACAGUUCAUCCGCCGCGACUCGCCGCGCGAGUGCAACCUCCCGCAGGGCAUCCGCGAGUGCUUCGACCGCUGCCACGCGACACAGUCCGCGCCGGACCGCGCCUACAUCAGGAGCGCGCGCCAGCACGUGAUCACGCUGCUGCGGGACGCCUUCACCAGGUUCCUGGACCGCCAGCGCCGCUGCUCAUCCUCGAACUGUUCGCGCUGCGGCUCGCGCACCGCUGCGGUCAUGGCCGCGUCUGCGGCUGCGUCCGCAGCCGCGUCGCUCGCUGCAUCGGCGUCCUCCUCCGCCACAGCCACGGCGCCGGGGACACCGUCAGUGCUCUCGCCAGGCCUCGCCGCCGCCAAGCUCAGCCGCAACUCUUAUAUCAGCGACUACGCCGUGGACGACGAUGACGAAGACGAAGACGGCACCGACGGCGCCGACGCAGGCCAGAGCUACAACAUCCGCGACCUCCGCGACCUUCGCGACCUUCGAGACCUCGACACGGAGGGCAGCGCGGCAGCCACUAUCACGCGCACUCAGAAUUCGGCCUCUACUGCUUUCUCUGCAUUUUCAGCCGCAUCUGCCGCGUCUGCUGCUUCCGCGCUAUCUGCGACCGUGCACCCACCUCUUGGCUCCAUCACGACCACCACUGGGACGCACCUUUCAGACCGCCCAGCGUAUCCUCCCUCUAGCAUGCCCUCGACCCCAUCGUCCUCAUUCUCCACCACCAGCAGUGCGGGCUUCAACUCCCUGAAGCUCAAGCAUACAGGCAAGAAGCUUGUCAACAAAUUUAAAUUUCGCCGUAGUAGCUCAGGAAGCUCUGGCUCGUCGUUUAAUCCUUAG
This is a messenger RNA of Lachancea thermotolerans CBS 6340, 1086 nucleotides long. It is a transcript of the gene RGS2, whose product is annotated as GTPase-activating protein RGS2. The record is from RefSeq and is a predicted model, not a curated record. Bases 1 to 1086 code for a protein of 361 amino acids. NCBI's taxonomy places the organism in Eukaryota, Fungi, Ascomycota, Saccharomycetes, Saccharomycetales, Saccharomycetaceae. The transcript has a single exon.